Molecule: messenger RNA, 1284 nt
Organism: Exophiala xenobiotica
Lineage: Eukaryota; Fungi; Ascomycota; Eurotiomycetes; Chaetothyriales; Herpotrichiellaceae
Exons: 1
Coding region: 180-1247 (355 amino acids)
Source: RefSeq, a predicted model, not a curated record
UGGCCACGCCUGGAGAUUUGAUACGUCAAACCUCAGCUUGGCAUUCGCUUAUCGUUUUGCACGUUUUGUCAAUCAACGUGCUGGAGCGCUGAUGCUGGUAUUGCCAAUGCAAUGGUGCUUCGAAAGCGUCUAAGAAGACAAUCUACGGGACUAUAGGUAAGUCGGCACAAAACGUUCAAAUGGGCUCACAAGAUCCUGUCACUUCACACACUCUCCCCCCCACUCUGUAUCUCGUCGUGACCAUGAAGCUAUCCAAUAUGAGACCUCUCACUGUGUGUCUUGCUGCCACUCUCGGAGCUCUAGCUGCUUCCCAAAGUUCUACUCCUGUUCAGUGUCGCGGAUCUUUCAAUGGAACCGUUGGGAAUGGUACCGUGGGCUCCGAACAGCAAAUAUCGAGUACGACCGUCCGCUUAGUCAAUGCCACCGACGCCAAUCAAGGAGUUGCCGUCGAUGGCGACCAUUUCUACUCCAUUGACAAUUUUUCCAUCACCAAGCAUAACAAGACGACCGGCGAACCGACUCUGCAAUGGUACGGUGGUGCCGACGGACCCAUCAUUCAUCUUGACGGUGGCGUUGUCAUCAACGGCACACUGUAUGCACCACAUUCCAAUUAUCCGACGGCACCAGAAACAUCAUCAGUGGAAGAAUGGAAUGUAACCACAAUGGAACACAUUCGGAGUUACUCUUUCGGCGUCAACCGUGGCAGCCUGACAUGGAUUGAUCAAGAUAGUACCGGGACGUGGUAUGGAACGUUUGCUAACUACGACCGAGUCCAGCAAGGCCAAACGCAGCCGUAUGGACUAAGCAUGAAUACUCAACUCGUGCGAUUCUCUCCUGGUCCAGAAUCGCCGUUUCAGUACAUCUCCCAAUCAUGGAUCUUUCCUGAGGAGAUGGUCUCAGAGAUUUUCUCACCAAUGUCCAAUUCCGGCGGAAGCUUCGGUCCCGAUGGGUGGCUCUACAUCACCGGUCAUGAUGCGAGCGCCGCUUACGCUGUGCAAAUCCCGUCGGCAGGUAGUGUUGUUAUCUGGGUUGCGACAGUGAGUUUGCCGGAUAUUGCAGGGCAAGGGAUCGCUUGGGAUCGAAGCAUCAAAUCUACAGUGGCCAACGGGACGCUCUACGGCAUCAGUCGAGAAAGCAGACAAGUCGUUGAGAUGAACAUACCCCUGCAGACGUGUCAACCAAAUUAUACCUUGUCUGUGGGAAACGUCUAUGGUCCAGGAAGAUUUGUUGAUCCCGACGCCGAGUAGUUUGGACUAUCUAUGCUGGACGACGCCGUAAAUAGUG